Messenger RNA from Schizophyllum commune H4-8, 3563 nucleotides. RefSeq lists its product as uncharacterized. Bases 74 to 3091 code for a protein of 1005 amino acids. The record is from RefSeq and is a predicted model, not a curated record. Lineage: Eukaryota; Fungi; Basidiomycota; Agaricomycetes; Agaricales; Schizophyllaceae. The transcript has 3 exons.
CGCCCGAUCCUCUUGUCCCAAACCACCAUCACCCGCAUACCCUCCUGCGCCCCUACAUCUAAUACCACCCGCAAUGGCGACGCCGUCGAUGGCGCCGGCCCUGUUCUCGCGCCUGCAGCUGGCGGCGGCGCUGAUCGAGUACGACAACGACCCGGAGGACCCUGACGCGCCCAACCGCUCCGCGCAGGAGAGCGCCAUCUUCGCGCACUUCCGCCGCAAUCCGCGCCCCCAGCACGUCCCGCGGCAGAGCGACUACCUCGGCGUGGCGCUGCCCAGCGAGGCUGGCGGGGCGCCCGCGCGCGACUCGAAGGCCGCGGAGCUGCGCCAGUCUAUCGCGGAGUACCGCCGCUCGCGCGGGACGUCGCUGGAUAUGCUGCGCAACCCGUUCGCGCAGGAGGACGUGCCUGAAGAGAGCAGCAUGCACGAGCCCGAGAGGGAGCCCGAGGAGGAGAUGGACCUCUCCUCGUGGGGCCUCGACGCGCUAUUCCCGAAGGACAAGAAGGGAAAGGGCAAGGCGAAGGCGAAGAGUGACACCCUGCCCGUGCAAAAGAGUGUGCAGCCACUGCUGUCUCCCCAAGCCCAGCAGGUCUUUCCCCACGCUGAUCUCCCCACCAUUCCUAGGCGUACGGAGCGCUCGCAGAGUGCUGGCAACCUCGAUGAGCUGGUUGGAGCUACCGGCGAUGACCGUCGACGGACUAUCGCAGCAGCCCUGGACUACGAGCAGAUAGUGCCUAUGCGACGACGCGCCGUAUCUAAUCCGCUGGAGCCCUCGACGUCUGCGGCUGCCGCUGAGCCGUCCUCGGGUCUGGCUUAUCUCGACGAAGACCCCAUCGAGGACGACCCUCCUAUGCGCAUACCCUUCCCCGCGCAAUCGGAGCGCUCCGCGUCACCGAUGGUCCAGGACCGGGCUAGCGAUUACUUCGGCCACCAGCGCACUCACUCCGCUGCGAGUGGGAAUCUACUAGCAGAGGCCGAGCGUCGACGUGUAUCCUCGAACGCGACGCAGGCGCUUCUCGAUGAGAACAACCCGUUUAACAUCCGCCCGCCGACCCGCUCGUCGCGCUUCGACCCGAAGAUGGCUGCGCACGCUCGCACGACGUCCUUUGCGUCGAUGGGCUCGCGGCUGCCACUCAAUGAUGCUGAUAUGCAGUCCGUCCAUACGAAUGCGAGGUUCGAGCGUGAGCGGAGUCGCCCUCUUUCUACUUUGGAAUUGCUCCGUCCGAAGGUGCUCGUUAUGCCGAGCCCGCUGCAGUCCACGGCGAUGCAGCCACCGCCUGCGCCUCCAAUCACUCGCGACGGCUUCAUUCUCUCUUCUGACGGGACACCUCUGCCUCCGGGGGCUCGCGCGUCCCGCCGAGCAUCCGCUCUGCAUGCGUUUGGCAUCGACCCCAGCGCGAUCCCCGUCGCCUCCAACUCCUUCACGCCGAACCCCCGUGCCAACCUCACGCUGUCGCAGUUGACUUUCCGUAACAAUCUGGCCGUCGACGGUCAGCGCGAUGUCGCAUAUGCAGACAUCGACGCCAGCCUACCGCGUGCUACCCAUGACGGAGAGCAGAUCGAGCUGGAGGAUCCUCCUGUGCAGCCGGACGUGACACGGCCGGCAUCAGUGGCGGCCUCGCAGCUUCCUGCGCGUGGUCCGGGCAAGCUGUUUGGUGUCAGUCUCAUUGACCAUCUCGAGCAACGCAAGGCGGAGAUGCGUAGCAAGCAGAGGGUCUUCACGGGCGAUAACCGCCCGACUAUGAUGGCUCGCGGACAACUGCAACGACAGACAACGCUCAUUGACCCGAAUACGCUCAACAUACGCCCACAAACCCAGCGAAUGUCGUCCUACCAGUCUGCACCUGAUAUCAUGCGCCGCCAAUCUCAGGGAAAGCCUCUUGUCGACAUGACCGCGGAAGGCCUAACUCCGUCGCGCGCUCUCGGCCAGCCUUCGGCUGUGCGCUCCGUCUUCGGCGUAGACACGCUCUGGGAGCGCGAGAUGGCGAAGGUCAAGGAAAUCGAGGCGCAGGAGGCCGCCGAAGAGGAAGAAAGGCGAAGGAAGGAGGCUGAGGAGGAGGCACGCAACCCGAAGAAGAAAAAGAAGAGCAAGAAGGGGAAAAAGGAGCAGGCGCCUGGCGAGUCGUCGCUCACGGUCAACGAGGUGUCUCCUUCGGCGUCUUCUGUGGCGGAUACGCCGCCUGUGCCGGACGUUCCGCGGGUGUCUGCCGAGCCGCCGACGUUGCCAGAUGUACCCAAGGUGCUCGCGCGUGGGCCGCCGCGGCCUGCGGACGACGAUGACGAGUCUUCCGAGAGCGACGAUGACGAGGAGGCCCAGCCUACUCCUCGCAAAAGCGAGGAUACUGGCAACUGGUUCGCUGGUGCGUCGGACGAUGAGGGUGAAGCUGGCCCUCGGCGUACGACGGGCACUGGACCUCGUUACCCCAAGAAGGCCGCAAGCCAGCCGAAGCCACCACCGCAGGAUGACGACAGCGAGGAGGACCUGCCGCUGACGGCGACGCUCAACCGUGCUAUGGCUAGGCAGACUAUCGCCCAGGCUCUUGAUGAUUCCGAGGACGAGGAUAAGCCUCUUGCGGCGGUCAUGAACAAGAAGCGCACCACGUCCACGGCCGGCUCCGUGCUGCCAACCCUUGGGUCUGAAGGAGGCCUGUUGUCUAAGGAAUUUGACAACUUAUUGUCAUCCAAGAAGGGUGGCGACGACGAGGAUGACGAGGACAAUCAGCCGCUCGGCCUGCGUGCGUCUCGCGCCAUACCUUCCAUAGCAGGCGGCGAGGACGAUGACGACAAACCUCUGGCGCUUCACCCGGACCAGCAGCGCAAGUCGCAGUUUAUCGCGGCGCAGCAACAGAAUCUCGCUGCGCAGCAGAUGAUGUUCCAGCAGCAGCAGCAAAUGAUGAUGAACCCGAUGGCGAGCAUGUACUUCAACCCCUCCAUGGUCGGCUCAGGCUUCUUUGCGCCCCCGAUGGGCACUGGUAUGAUGCCGAUGAUGCCACCUCCGCAGGCGCCGCCAUCGCCCCCGCCAGUGCCCAACCCCGCGAAGUUCGGUCUUGUGGAUAGGUGGCGGCGCGAUGUCGCGGUGGAGGGUGAGCCGUAAUUAUAGCCUUCUUCGGACUGUUCCUUCUUCGUCUACUACGCUCGCGUUGUCGAGCAUUUUUGCAAGGGCUUUUGUAGCAUACAGCUUUCUCCAUUGUUAUCGGUUAGCUUGAGUAAUGUCGCAAUGUGGGACAUUGGUCGGUAUAGUAUAUAGGCUUCACUGACGGUCGCUCUUUACCUAUAUACCAGUCAAGCAGGAAUACACAGGAAUAUAAUCAACUCAGAACCAAUAGCUGCUAGCGUCUUCGGGCUCUUCUUUAUCCGUGUUUUUCCAGGUCUAUGGAAGCAGUGGAAGAAGAUACAGGCAGAAUUGGGGAUGAGCAGUAGUCGUUGACGUCGUCGCCUCCGGAUACGUGAAAGGAGGUGGUAUGUGCAUGGGAGACACGAAAACGGAUAGGAUCUAGCGCUAGCCCUCUUUCCAUGUCAUUCAUCCCCUGCGCCGUAACCAUCCCUGAGCGCAAAUCAACGGAAGU